Molecule: messenger RNA, 489 nt
Organism: Nerophis lumbriciformis (worm pipefish)
Lineage: Eukaryota; Metazoa; Chordata; Actinopteri; Syngnathiformes; Syngnathidae
Source: RefSeq, a predicted model, not a curated record
AUGCUGAUACUCCUCGCCGCCAUCUUUGCCUUGCACAUCAUUGGCAUUAUCCUACUCCUGGUUGCUACCAUUGACAAUGCUUGGUGGGUGACUGAAACCCUAUCCACUGAUGUAUGGGCCAGGUGGAUAUAUAUGAAUGGAGCAUGGAACUACACUGAUCUUCCAACGGGUUCACACUACCCACAGGACUACCUCCAGGCAGUGCAAGCCAGCUCUGUGUUGGCCUGUAUAUUCUCCAUCCUUGGAAUCUUUGUGUUCGUAGCUCAGCUCUUCACUUUAGACAAAGGACAGAGGUUUACCAUCUCUGGCGUUUUCCAAGCCCUGGCCUGUCUCUGCAUUAUGAUUGCAGCCUCCAUCUACACAGACCGCUUCCAUCUCGAUGAGAAUUUUGGUUCUUAUGGUCACUGCUAUAUCCUUGCAUGGAUCUCAUUUGCGCUCACAUUCAUCUCAGCCAUUACUUACUUUGUGCUACGCAAGAAGACUGCAUGA